This is a messenger RNA of Medicago truncatula (barrel medic), 1440 nucleotides long. RefSeq lists its product as uncharacterized. The coding region runs from base 80 to 1348 and encodes 422 amino acids. The record is from RefSeq and is a predicted model, not a curated record. The transcript has 2 exons. NCBI's taxonomy places the organism in Eukaryota, Viridiplantae, Streptophyta, Magnoliopsida, Fabales, Fabaceae.
CAACAAAACAAAAAAAUAAAAUAAACAAUAAAACAACACAAAAGAGGUCAUUGCCCUAAGUCUUCAAAAGAAAGCAACGAUGAACGACAUAGCGAGUACCGAGGUUAAGGUUUGGGACGCCAGCGAUCAUGGAAGUUGUCAAUUAUGUGAUUCAGAUUCUAACUCACGUCAUCAAGUCAAGAAGAACAAGAACCAAAACUCAAAUAGUACUAAGAGUUGUAAAAUGAUUUCAAAGUUGCUUCUACUUGAAGACUUGAGGUUUCAUAUCUUUACUUUUGUUCCUCUUAAUUGCCUGCUUAACUCUGCAAGGUAUGUAAACAAACUGUGGGCUGCUACUAUUGGCAGCUCCCAUUUUGCUGAAGCAUACGAACGCCAUGCACAUUCUAAACUUGGUCUUUAUGUUGAAAAUUGCAUGGAACCGGACAAUUCUUAUUUCUUGGAAUUUAAAGAUUAUGUGAACGACCAAUUUGAAAGGACUGAUUUAGGAAUACCUUCAAUAAUGGGAGAUAUAAUCGAUACUUGUAAUGGUAUAUUGCUGUUCUGCAAUAUUUAUGAACAAAUUUUUGUCAUGAAUCCUAUCCUCAAGUGUUGGCUUAGGAUUCCUGAUUUUCCCAUAUCUCGACAACCUAUGAUAUUUAGUAUGCAAUGUACUAUAGCACGGGUUCCUGGCACUUCCGAAUUCAAGCUUUUCCUUGUAGAUUUUGUUGAGGGUUCGGAUGCUUUCUGGUAUGUUUUUUAUGUGCUAAGAAUUGGAAAAGAUUAUACAUGGAAUGAGAUAGUUAGAAAAGAAGCUCCCUUUCGACAACUUUUUUUAUGCCGGCCACUCUAUAGUGGAGACAAUGAUCUUUACUGGAUAACAGAAAAGGAAGUGAUUGUGAUGAAUGUUGACAAGGAAAUUAUUAUGCGAGAAUAUCCACUUCCCAAUGAGUUGAAUAUUCUGGCUAAAAAUUGUUUAAUGUUGGGUAAUCGCCUCUCUUGCAUUAUGUCUAAUGAUUUUAAUAGAACAUUUCAAAUCUACAUUUUGAAUUUUGAUUCAGGAAAAUUGUCUCUUUAUCAUGAGAUGGGACCAUUUGAUUAUGUGGCUACUUGUGGUCAUGAGGUUUAUAUCCAUCUUGUGAGAUUUUGCUUGUGGAUCAACAAUCAAAUUAUCUUUCGUGUACCUCAGUGUCAAAAUCAAAUAGGAAAUACAUCUCCAGACAUUAAAAACAUUCAUUUUGGUUACAAUGUGAAUACCAGGCAAUUGACAAAGAUUGGAGACAUUGAUGUGGGCCAUUUUGAAGUAUGUCUUCACACUAACAGUUUAAUUUCAUUGCCACGUACUCCGACAUUGUUACGUUUCUUUGUAUAAUAAUGAUGUAAUAGAAUUAUUUAUAUUUCCCUUAGCUAAAUAACAAUUAUUUAUGUUACUAUUGUGAUUCGGAAACACUUUGAUGCAUGUUU